UGUUUGUCACAAAAGUUGUCAAAGUUUACAUAAAUUUAAGAAGUUCUUUUAAUAACUUUCGUCAACGAAAGAAAUCCAAACAUAAAAGUCUAAGGUCCUUGGGCGGAAUGAAUUAAAUAAAAUGAUUGUAGGGUAGCAAGAAUCGCCUUUGGCCAGUUGCAAUCGCAUUUUGAUGGUUCAGAAAAUUUGGAUGAGCCCCUUUCUCAAUGCUUGGAUGCUUGUCUAUGUUGUUUUUGCAUGCGCUGCUGCUAUUUUGUUUUUACAGCUGAUUUGUAUGCGCUUGUGUGUAUGCUUUUGGCUUUUGUUUUAUUUUGAUUUAUUUUCAUUGUGUUAUCAGCUACAAUUGUUGCACUAAUUGAAAAUGUUACCAAUUCUGUUUCUCCUCCAUGCAAUCGGUUUUAACAAACACACAGAUGUUGAAAAGGCUGCCGCCAGCAUUAGAAUUGAAUUGAAAACGCAUUUGAACAAUUUGCCGCAGUCGCUGUGCGCUAAGAAUUAAGCAAUAAACGCCAAUUGAAUCAUUGUAAUUGUUAUUUAUUCCAAGCCAGAGUUUAUCGUUACUCCCUUAUAUACACAUUUAGCAAACUAACCAAAAAAAAACAUAAUCAAAUAUAAAUCGCAUUUGAAACGCAUUCCAAUUUAGUAUUUUGCGUGGGCAGACGUUUUGCCUAAUUAGUUUAUAAGUGUACUACGUCCAGAAGCGGACAAAAUGGCGCCGACAACGACAAUUGAAACUAUAACAAUCACAAGGCCCCUCAAGGUGAUUGCAUUUAUAUGCGGAGUCAUAGUGGUGGUACUGAUGAUUAUGGCUUUGGCCUCGACAGAUUGGCUAAUGGCUGCCGGCUGGCGGCAGGGCCUAUUUGUGCAUUGUAUUGAGGAUGAUUCAAUGCCGCCGCUGCCAUUCAAUAUACAGGAUCCACCAGGCUGCUAUUGGACCCGCGAUAUUGGCUACAUCAAGGCAACCGCUGCGCUUUGUAUUAUCACAUUGAUAACGGACGUCAUAGCCACAGUGCUGACUGGACUGGGCCUUAAGUCGCAGAAUCAUAAUCUUAAAUAUAAAUUUUAUAGAAUAGCAGUGCUAGUAAUGCUCGUUUCAUUAUUGGCCGUGCUGUCCGCUCUGAUUGUGUAUCCCGUGUGCUUUGCAGGCGAACUCACAAUGGCGAAUCGACGCGUUUGGGAGUUUGGCUGGGCCUAUGGCGUUGGCUGGGGCGCAGCAAUUUUCUUGUUUGGCGCGGUGGUUCUGUUGCUCUGCGACAAAGAAUCUGAGGAGAUCUACUAUAAGGAGAGAAAAAUUGUACAUGAAAACCAAAUGCGCGCCUAGGCAAGGCCGCACGACCUGCCUGACGUCGUUCUUUAGACAUAAGCAUCUAGCAACCAAUACACACACACAUACACACACUCACACACAGACACACUCACAGACGUAUACAAAUUUCAAUUUGACUCAAGACUCAAAAACAAAGAACUCGAUCAAAAUAGUAAUUUUCGUCAAAAACUUUAGUUAGACUUCUGAUUACGUCCAUCAUGAACCAAUUUAAGCCAAAAAUGAAACCAGAACGACUUGACUUUCUUCUCCCCAUAGUACUGGGUGUUAGUUAAAUAAGACUUGUUUUUUUUUUAUUAUUUUAUUUUUUUCUUCAUAAGUUUUCCCAUACUACUGAAAGGUAGUUUUCCAAAACACACAUACACAUACGCCGCAUCUGACAUAUAAUGAAAUAUAUAUACACCAAAUCGUGUCCAAUCUAUCUACCUACCUACCUAUAUAACAACAUAAUGAUAUAUGUAUAAUUGCAAUUUGUGUCAGCGAGUUUUACAAAAUUGUAAUUUUUAGUCUGCUCUUUGGCAUAAAUGUGACGAGAAAGCACAACAAAAUUGUACUAAAUGUACACAUAUUAAACAUAUAUUUAAAAAAGAAAACUAUUCAGCUACAUACCAGUCGUAUACCUAGAAAAUUAUCAUAGAAAUUCAUAGUCGUUUACACAUGUAAUCCUUCCAGAUAUGUAUGUAUGUAACCUUACUAUAAUCGAUCCAUACUCCCAAAACGAAACAAAUAUUUCGACAAUACUACAUCGAAACAAAAUGUAUGUGAACUUUAUUCAGUUAUUUUCGUACAAAAAUUUUCCUCAAGUAAACAGUUUAAAAAGGCAUUGCCAGGCAGAUUACGUAUUUUUCUUUUAAAUUUUGAUUUAUAUAAAAUGAGUUUGUUUCACUUGUAUUGUGUUGUGUGUCAGUGCUCCCUAAAUACCUAAUGUACUCGAAUAUACAUAUUUUUGUAUUUUAGCCACUCACCUUUUGUAUAAUACUUAAACCGUCCCGUCUACCACUCAGUUCACUUUGAAUAUUUUCUUAAGUUAAUAUCGUAUAUGCAAUAUUUUUAACACAAUUAAUUUGGCAGCUUGUUUUUUAAAGCACAAUUGUAACCGCAGCUUAAUUUAUUUUUACAUUUUAAUUUAUAAUUGUACAUUUGAAUUGUGUUUUAUGCUAUACUUACAUAUCAAAUCCAAUUAAAUAUAAUAAACACGUUUCUGACAACUUUUGUUAAAGUAUACAAAUGCAUUUUUUGAUAGAUGCAAAAAUAUUUAUAAUUUGAUAUGAGUUAUUAGGAUUUGCUACAAACUUUGGCUUGUUAAACAUAGUUUCCUUUUCUUUUGAACUGUGUUUUUGAUCAUUAACCAUUGUCAUAAUCAAUCGCAAUUAUUAUUAUAAACUCAUCGUAAUUUUCCAAAUGUUCUUCAGUUGCAGUUUGUUUCCGUUCUCCAAAAACGACAAUUGACAAAGCAAUUAAAAACAAUAAGAGUUUUAGGUAAAAAAUAAACAAAAAGGCAGCAAAUGCCAGCAAAAUGAGACGUUAAUUACAACAAUACAAAGAUAAAUACACGUGCAUUAACAUUCAUAUAUAAAGAUGACAUUGAACAAAUCGUAGGCAGGAACGUGCGGUGAAAAAGAAAAAGCGAAACGAGAAAAAGAAGCAAGAACAAUUAAUAACGAGUAUGAAAUUAACAAUUAUACCAAACAAUUUUAAUUAACUAAACUAUUAUUAAGUAAGGUUAACGUAUGCAACUAUUAUUAAAAAACACAAAUUCAAAAAAUAUGUAACUAACGAAACAAUUAUAUAGUGUACUCAAAUGUGAACUUUUAAGAAACGUUACAAUUUUUUAUUGCAAAACGAAUGCAAAAAAAAAAUUAGCUAUUAAAUAACAUGAACACACAUAGAAACUAAAAUAAAACGUUUUAGUUUUCCCACACAUUAUUAACAAAUCAAAAACAAAUACGAACCAAUAUAUGUUCAAUCAUUACAACUUUUAUGAAUCAUUGAUAAAACAAAUAGUUCAUAUGGCAAGAAACAAAAAGAGAACGUAUCAAAUUUAUUGCUAGUGAUCGUAUAUUCAAUAAUAUUCACUUAGCCACAUACUUAUAUGAUAAUUACGACUUAUGUAUUUGCUAAUAUUGACAGUUAUCAAGAGCGUAUUUGACACGGCGAAUAUGUUUUACAAAUUCUCUAUACCCACCCAUGUGAUUAACUCGGUUAUAAUGUAAAUACUUUUGGCCCAAAAGUUCAGUUCUCAUCAAAUCAAAGUUAACAAAAGUUUUUGUUUUGUUUCUUAUACCAAUAUGCAUGCAUAUGUUUAUGAAAACUAGAUUUAGUUCUCAUUCCAUAAUCAAAAUCUAUUCAAAUGUGUACCAACAAAAUACAUAAACCACUAAUUUAACGGAACUUUAAUUACAUCCAAUAUGAAGAUUUGACUUUUGCAUUCAUUUUUCUUGGCAGCAUGGCCGCUAGCCCAGCAAAUAUUUUCAGUGUUUCAGCUCACAUUCGAAAUUAACAUAAAUAACCAAUUAAUGUUCGGUUCGUAAAAAAGGUUUAUCAAUUCUGUGAACCCAUGUUUGGGUUGGAACCUGAGUUCGUCUAACUUCGUUCAAUUUGCAAUAGAGCUAUUAAAUUAUUUAUAUUUGCAUAUUUUUAUUAAACAUUAAAUUAAUUAAAUGAAUCAUUUUCAGAGUUCUGAA
Drosophila novamexicana is the source of this 4008-nucleotide messenger RNA. RefSeq names its product transmembrane protein 47. Gene Ontology annotation, biological process: cell-cell adhesion. Gene Ontology annotation, cellular component: cell-cell junction; membrane. NCBI's taxonomy places the organism in Eukaryota, Metazoa, Arthropoda, Insecta, Diptera, Drosophilidae. The coding region runs from base 710 to 1321 and encodes 203 amino acids. The record is from RefSeq and is a predicted model, not a curated record. The transcript is spliced from 6 exons.